GGAAGUAGCGGAGAAGGGGUGGGAGGAGAAAGCAGGAGGUGGGCAGGGUUAGGCAAUGAGAGCAACGUGUCGGAGAAACAAAACCGAGCGACAAGAUCGGGCCGACCCGAUGGAAAGUUAAGGGUCCCGCCGAGUCCAGAGCCGGGCAGGGGGGGCGCCGAUGGCACGGCACUGCACUGACGCUCCUGCUCACCCUCUGGAACUCUGCUGGAAAUCAUUCAGAUAAUGGAAAGAAGUUUCUGGAAAUGUCUCUGGGUCGGCUCUUGCGACGUGCUUCCUCAAAGGCCUCGGACCUCUUGACCUUAAAUACCAGCUCAGGAGGCUCCCGUUCGGUGUUGGAUGGAGAGAUUAUCUACUCCAAGAACAAUGUCUGUGUCCACCCAUCUGAACUGCUGCAUGGCCUGGGAGAGCAUCAUCCAGGGUACCUUUGUAUCCAUAUGGAGAAGGACGAAUUGCUGGGCACCACCUUGGUUGUCACGUGGGUUCCCAAUUCUCGCAUUCAACGGCAGGACGAGGAGGCACUGCGCUACAUCACUCCAGAGAGCUCCCCAGUUCGGAAAGCCCCCCGCCGCAGAGGCAGGCACGGGCAGGGGCACUCCCAAAACCCAGGUGGAAAAAAAAGGCCCCAUGAAAAAGAGCAGAGGGAGAGGGGAACAAGACGAAGAGGUCCUGACUGUGACUCAGAGAGUGAAUGACGCUGUACACAUCUCCAGCCCCCUGAACGUGGAUAGCAGCAGUGACGGAAACCCUCCGACAAUCACCACGGCUCCCCAGGAGGAGGCGGAGUCCUGUGGGGACAAUAAUGUAGAGACUGGCGAGGACGAGGGCUCCUGUGACCUCUCCGCCGACGACGUCAGUAGGGACAGCACAAUGGGCUCCGACUCGGACACCUUCUCGUCCCCCUUCUGUCUUUCUCCGGUCAGCGAAGCCUUGGGCGAGAGCGGCAGCUCGGUCUUUCUGGACAGCGAAAGCAGGGAGACCUGUGAUGACUCCAUGACUCUUUCUGCAAGCUCCGCCUCCAGCCUGGACAACAACACGUCCUUCCUGGACAUCAGCAGCCAAUCACACAACAGCAAGUGGGAGGAGCAGCAGAAGGUGUUGGCCCUGGAGCAGCUGUGUGGAGUUUUCCGGGUGGACUUGGGCCAGAUGAGGUCCUUGCGACUCUUCUUCAGUGACGAGGCCUGCACAAGUGGCCAGCUAGUCAUCGCCAGCCGGGAGAGCCAGUAUAAAAUCUUUCACUUUCACCACGGUGGCCUCGAUAAACUCUCUGAAGUUUUUCAACAAUGGAAGUACUGCAGGGAGACUCAGCUCAAAGACCAGGUGGCGGAUGAGAAGACCUGCAUGCAGUUUUCUAUUCGGCGCCCCAAUCUGCCUUCCACGGAAACGCAUCCCGAGGAGAACAUGUACAAGCGUCUGGACGUCUCCACCUGGCUCAAGCACUUCAAUGAAGAUGGGCAGGUGGAAGAGGAGUACAAGCUUCGCAAGGCGAUUUUCUUCGGUGGCAUAGAUCCAUCCAUUCGUGGAGAAGUGUGGCCCUUCCUGCUUCGCUACUACAACUGUGAAUCGACGUCAAAGGAGCGAGAAUCGCUGAGAGUGCAGAAACGUUUGGAGUACGAGGAGAUCCAGCAAAGAAGGUUGUCCAUGACUCCAGAUGAGCACAAAAUGUUUUGGAGGAACGUGCAGUUUACAGUAGAUAAAGAUGUGGUGAGGACCGACCGGAGCAAUCAGUUCUUCAGAGGAGAAAACAACCCCAACGUGGAGAUCAUGAGGCGGAUCCUGUUAAACUACGCGGUAUAUAAUCCAGAGAUGGGUUACUCCCAGGGGAUGUCGGACCUGGUGGCCCCAAUUCUGACAGAGGUCCAAGACGAGUCGGACACGUUCUGGUGCUUCGUGGGACUGAUGCACAACACCAUCUUUGUCAGCUCUCCUCGCGAUGAAGACAUGGAGAAGCAACUUCUGUACCUGCGAGAGCUGCUGAGGUUAAUGCACCCGCGUCUAUACCAGCACCUGGUGCAGCUGGGUGAAGAUGGGCUGCAGAUGCUGUUCUGCCACCGCUGGAUCCUCCUCUGUUUCAAGAGGGAGUUUCCUGAUGCCGAAGCUUUACGCAUUUGGGAGGCAUGCUGGGCGCAUUAUCAGACUGACUAUUUCCACCUGUUUAUCUGCGUGGCAAUUAUAGUCAUCUAUGGAGAUGAUGUCAUUGAGCAACAACUUGCCACCGACCAGAUGCUGCUUCAUUUUAGCAACUUGGCCAUGCACAUGAAUGGGGAGAUCGUCCUCAGAAAGGCAAGAAGUUUGCUUUACCAGUUUCGCCUUUUUCCCAGGAUACCCUGCAGUCUCCACGACUUGUGCAAGCUGUGCGGCCCGGGAAUGUGGGAUAGCCGCUACAUCCCGGCUGUGGAGUGCUCUGGGAACCACCCUGAAUUGGAGAGCUGCCCGUACGGGGGAACCAUCGAGCAAACCUCCCAAAAGCAAGCCAAUGAGGGAAAACGGGGGUCCAAAACACGUGAUAUCUUUAACUUUCGAAAGUAGCUUAAACAUUUGGGCACCGCAAUCCCAACCUUUAAAAUCUGGACUAUUCUUCCCGAAUGUUUUGAGUUUAAAAAAGAAAACCAAAGGUCAUAUGGAGAGACUGAAAGCUUUUCAUUCCACCACAGUGCUUUUUAUUCGAGCAGAACGGGACGCGGGUUCAUGAUUCCGAGAAGAGAGAGGCUUACGGUAAACCCCACGUUCUCAGGUUUGGCAAGAAUGGAGACGCAUGAAGUGCAACAUUGAUGGAGUGAGGAUCGGAAAAACGUCACUACCCAAAGGGAGACGGCGCAAGGAAAAGUCACAUCACGUCACGGCCAUGUGCUUCAGUUUUGAUUGUUGAGUAACUUUCGGCGAAGCUUCUUUUAAAGCGUUGGGCCGUCGAGAACACGAUAUUCCUGUUUCUGCUGGCAGUUACACCUAAUUAUUUGCUUGUUUGGCCUGCAACUGUGUUUGGUGAACACGAACACUUUCUUCAAUGAAAAGGGUCCUGGAAUGACUUUUUCUCGUGUAAGUGGAAGUAAUAAACAGGGAUGGUUACGACUUUCGUAAUAAGAAACGGGCGAAAAUGUGUCGCCUUCGCCACACUACUGUGCAUCAGGGGACGCCGGUUGAAAGGUGCGUCCCAUUUGGACGAGUCGGCGGUUUUACAGAACCCGACUUGUACAGUCCACGGGUUUUACCUGCUAAUGUGUUAAUAAAUUACGAUAAAUCCGGGGAACAAGGGGGAAAAGUGCACUGGGGGAUAUUGUUCUGUACUGACAUCAGUGUGUCCUUUUUACGCCAUUAUCAUUAUUAUUUUUUUUUUCAACGAAUAAUUUUUAUUUUUUCUUGACAGAGCGUACUUGGCUUAAGGAAAUCAAGGGUAAUAUUAUCAGGAAAACUUGCACAAGCUUUUACGGAGAUGUCUGCUUUUACAGGUUACUGCUUGGUCAUUUUGAGUUAUGAUUUUGUAUUUCAUGCGGUUUUUCACUUUCGAUGAAGUAAACUUUAAAUACGCAAUAGACUGUCCCUUCUGUACGAGCAAAUCCGGUGUUCUCAGUUUGGACACAGGAAUUCUUUAUUUAGCUUUUGCGUUCACAUCAGAAGGAAGGGACGCGUAAAAAAGCAAGAAGCACAGAGCAACUGGCUUUAGACCUUUACGUUGUGCAAUAAAAAUAAAUAAAUGUGAUAUGAAGGAAAGAAUCCAAAGGGCUGGAUUCCAAGGGAAGUAAAUAAAGGAACAGCAAAUAUUCAAUCAAUCUUUGUAGGAUGAAUUAAUUCGCAAAAAAAAAUAUAUAUAUAUAUAUAUUCAGGGAAACACAAAUAGGAUGUGAAGGGAGAGGAUUCUGCUGAAAUUGUAUUCAAUAAAAUCUCACAAUUUUA
This is a messenger RNA of Erpetoichthys calabaricus (reedfish), 3891 nucleotides long. It is a transcript of the gene tbc1d16, whose product is annotated as TBC1 domain family, member 16. The record is from RefSeq and is a predicted model, not a curated record. Gene Ontology annotation, molecular function: GTPase activator activity. NCBI's taxonomy places the organism in Eukaryota, Metazoa, Chordata, Cladistia, Polypteriformes, Polypteridae. Gene Ontology annotation, biological process: activation of GTPase activity. Gene Ontology annotation, cellular component: early endosome. The coding region runs from base 340 to 2529 and encodes 729 amino acids. The transcript is spliced from 12 exons.